Lottia gigantea (owl limpet) is the source of this 276-nucleotide messenger RNA. RefSeq lists its product as hypothetical. Gene Ontology annotation, cellular component: mitochondrion; nucleus. The transcript has 2 exons. Gene Ontology annotation, biological process: mitochondrion organization. Bases 1 to 276 code for a protein of 91 amino acids. The record is from RefSeq and is a predicted model, not a curated record. Lineage: Eukaryota; Metazoa; Mollusca; Gastropoda; Lottiidae.
AUGGGACAGAUGGCUGCUACAGCUGGUGGUGUGGCUAUUGGAUCUGCUGUGGGUCAUACUGUAGGCCAUGCUCUAACAGGAGGUUUUGGUGGAGGAGGACAGCAAGAGGUUGCCCAAGAUCAGGCUCCAGCCCAGCAGCAGCAACAACAGCAGAGAAACCCUUGUCAAAUGGAAUUUGAGAGUUUCGUUCAAUGUGCCCAAAAUCAAGGUGAUAUUUCUCUAUGUCAAGGAUUCAAUGCAGCUUUAAAAGAAUGUAAAUUACAAUAUGGUAGGUAG